Phalaenopsis equestris is the source of this 796-nucleotide messenger RNA. RefSeq lists its product as uncharacterized. NCBI's taxonomy places the organism in Eukaryota, Viridiplantae, Streptophyta, Magnoliopsida, Asparagales, Orchidaceae. The record is from RefSeq and is a predicted model, not a curated record. The transcript is spliced from 2 exons. The coding region runs from base 10 to 327 and encodes 105 amino acids.
UUCGCCUCAAUGCGCCACAGGUCCUGGCAAUGCCCUCUCCAGAGAGCUCCUAACACCAUUUUCCCUUGCUUGACAAGCCACUGGCUUCGUCUGCGCGCUUUCUCUGUGGCCUCCUCACUUCUGCGCACGACGCUGGUCCCAUCAACGGCUUCUCCACGUUCAGCCGAUGGCUUCUCCAGCGAGCUCGAGUCGCGUUCUCCUUGCUUCUCCAUCCAGGACUGGUACCAAAGAAGCCACCAACAUUAUGGUGACAAUUUCAACUAUUCUAAUGAACGCCAUUUUGUCAGAGACUUUAUCUCCUUCCAUCAUCACCGAACAGCUUAUUAGGCCAAACUUCAUUUAGUCGUCUCAAUCAGUGACAAGUUUAUUCCAUGAGAUAUAUAUAAGAUUAUUUCACAGAUGGUGAUCACAUACCCAGUGGAAGAGAACAAGUAUUGGUCAUAUAAGGCUAUAAAUAGUACAGUGGAUUCAAGACUAGUAAGUUCCAAGCAAAUAGACAACAAUGCAGGAAGAUGAUGGAACAAAUAAAAAAAUGUAUCCUAGUUUCUACUAGGUAUGGUUAAAAAUUUAAGACUGCCAAUUUCUAGAAGUAAUAAGCACAAUUUAAUUAAAAAAUAAUGCCAUUAAUUCAAGGAAAACUGAAUAAAACCUUAAUGUAGCCUUAGCAGAAAAUAUAUAUAGAAUUAGCAGCAGUUUUUGUGGCUCGGUACAUACCUGCUUUACAUCCCUGUCAAAGGGACUACUUCUCCUAGCAUCCGCCAUCGAUGUUCCCAAGUCACGCGGCAUUCAAACCAAU